Messenger RNA from Fomitiporia mediterranea MF3/22, 1848 nucleotides. RefSeq lists its product as uncharacterized. Gene Ontology annotation, cellular component: nuclear pore; cytoplasm. The coding region runs from base 1 to 1848 and encodes 615 amino acids. Gene Ontology annotation, molecular function: GTPase activator activity. Gene Ontology annotation, biological process: intracellular transport. Lineage: Eukaryota; Fungi; Basidiomycota; Agaricomycetes; Hymenochaetales; Hymenochaetaceae. The record is from RefSeq and is a predicted model, not a curated record. The transcript is spliced from 5 exons.
AUGUGUUCAGUGGCUCAUAUUCAACUUUUUCCCUUUCGUGUGCUUCCACAGGCGGACGAGCAGGCUGCAGAAGACGCCCAGGAAAGACGUACGCCAGCACCGAAGAAAAAGAACCGCGUAAAGCUCGGCACAACGAAGGAAGAGGAUGAGACGCCGCCCGCGUCUCCGACCAGGAUACCAGUGGAGCUGUCGACUUCGCCUCCGUACGAAACGAAGGUUCGACAGAUCAGCAGGAAGGUCCGUGGGAUGAAGUGGGAUGACAAGGACAGACCAACACCUGAACUCUCGCAGGAUAUGAUUGCAUCUGCAGAAGAUGCCGACUCAAGGGAUCCGAACGUUGAGCUUGAGGCUGCUGCUGAGAUCUCGCCGAUGCAGCGGGCCGUGACGUCCGAGCAGAGCGUCCCUGCUACAGACGAAUCACUCACAUCCACAGAAACCGUCCCGGAGUCACAAGUGGACGAACGUCCUCCUCCGGACUCUACACUGACAAUGGACUCCGAUUUAGAUGAUCAAGAAAAGGGACUCAAGCGGAAAAUUGGCGAUCGACAAGCGAGUGCCAGUCUUGAAGAACAAUCAGGCAAAGCUCGUGUAGAAGCUUCCAAGCGCUCUCGUGAUGACCAUGACGAAGACGACAACCCUCGAGAAAAGAAACGUCCUACUCCACCUCCCGAAGAACUCGACGAGGAAUCGGCCGAGCAGGAUUCCAAGGACAUAACCCCUGAUCCUUCACAGACUGGGCCCGUUGCACCACAACCUAAAGUCGGAGGCUUUCUUGCAUACGCAGCUACCUCUUCACCAUUUGCAUCAGCAAAAGGUCCUUCUGUCUUUGGCCAGAAGUCAACACCCUCUCCAAGUCCACUCGCCGGAACGAGCAACGGCUCCGCAUCCAGUUUUUCAUCUGCCUUUGCAAUGAAGCAAUCGUCACCGUUUGCAAUACCCGGUGGAAGCAAACCCAGCUCCACAACUGCCUCGGCUCUUGCUUCUCCUUCACCGUUCUCAUCAAACACUGCGAGUGCGAGCGCUUCAAAUAAUCUCUCAACAUCUCCAACGGGUACCAAACGAUCAGGAUUCGAGGCUUUCGCAUCAGCUGCAUCCCCUUUCGCCGCAGCGUCGCGAUCUAAAUCACCGCCGUCCGGGCUCGGUUUGGCUCGUAGCAAGAGCCCAACGCGGCGCGGCCCCGGAUCAUCAAUUAAUGCAUUCAAGUCUUAUGCUGGAUCCGGGACACAAAGCUUCUCCGCACCUUCACCACCAAUAAAGAAACAACGCCACGAUUCUGGUGAAGAUGCUGAGAAUGAAAAAUCUGUCACACGUAAUGCGCUUGACUCUACCUCAAAUGGCGCAAGUCCAGAAAGCAGUGAAUCGGAGGAAAAGGCCGAGCAGCCUACAUUCGCUGACCGCCUUAGGGCGGAAACGAAUGUUCUCGAAAGCCAAGAAGGCAAUGAAGACGAAGGCAAGAUCGUUGUUACAGAGCGAGAAGUCCAAACUGGAGAAGAGGAGGAGGAUACGAUCUUCCAAGUACGCGGAAAGCUCUAUGCAUUAAGUGAACAGAAUGCAUGGAAAGAGCGCGGGACGGGUUUACUCAAGCUAAACGUGAGGAAGUCGGACGGUUGCAACGCAAGACUGGUCAUGCGGAAAGAGGCGGUAUUCACACUCCUGUUAAAUGUCACUCUUUUCAAGGGCAUGAGAUGCACAAUCGCACAAGAUCCUCGAUAUGUGCGGUUCAGCUGCAUUGAAUCUGGAAAAACUAUUCAUUAUAAUUUACGACUUUCAAACGCGAAGGUCGCAUCGGAGCUCAUUGAAGAAGUCAAUGCAAACAUACCAAGUGACGAGCCAGGCGAUGCUGUUUAA